AUCAAUUUUAUGCAGUGAAAAAGGUGGAGCCUAAGGAAACGGAGAUGGACAAAGAUAUUUUGGAUGACUGCGGUGAUUUCAUAAAGGGGAAUAAAUUACUGGGGAAGAAAUUCAAAAAACAGAAUGAAGGUGUGCUGCGCAUUCGGAAUUAUAUUAGAUAUUUGGAAGGUAAAGCUACAGAACCGAAAAUGGCGGACAGGCCGGAAGAAGAACCAGAAAUUGAUCCAGUAUUAAAGAAAGACAUUGCAGAUUUGUUGAAGAAAUCUCAUGAUUUAUCUAAUGAUAUCUAUCAAACGGAACAGGAAAUAAAAAAUCUUGGAGCUAAACCUGGCGAGGGCAUUUUCGAUCCUGACAGCUGGCUGAACUCUUUGACAUUGACACAGUUAGCUGAGCUUCACGAUAAGAUUUGUCAGUUGACAUUGGACAUGGUGCACCAGGACAGUAGAGCGGUGCCGUGCGAUGGUUAUGAACCAGCGACUCCGUCAAAGGCGGAUUAUAAUAUUUUGAACCAGCGUAUAGCUGCUUUGCAGAAACAGAUAGCGGAAAAGCGAAUGGAGGCAGACUGGAAGCUUCAGGAGCUGAGGAGGGCUCUUCAAAACGAGCAGGCUAACUUAAUUCGAAUCUCCGAUCAGAUGAACUUUGAGAGAAAACGCAAUUUGAACCUUCAGCAUAGCAUAGAUGAUUCACCGUAAUCCGGUUUUCCUUUAACCUCGUUCAACGUUCGACGAUCGUUUUCUCCAAGACAUUCCACGGAUGAGAAGAAUUAUAUUUCCUCGGUUCUUGAAGCUAAUGAAUUUAACGAAUUUUUAGUGAACUAUAAGAUCAACAAACCGUACAAGAAAACAUAGGUCCUGAAAUUGUGUUAUCGAUGAUACAUCUAUUUCUUAUUUAAUGAUCGCCGAUGUAAGUAUAUGUAAAUAAAAAGU
Messenger RNA from Bombus impatiens (common eastern bumble bee), 926 nucleotides. RefSeq lists its product as uncharacterized. The transcript is spliced from 4 exons. NCBI's taxonomy places the organism in Eukaryota, Metazoa, Arthropoda, Insecta, Hymenoptera, Apidae. Bases 45 to 692 code for a protein of 215 amino acids. The record is from RefSeq and is a predicted model, not a curated record.